Messenger RNA from Danio aesculapii, 7802 nucleotides. RefSeq names its product TUB like protein 4b (gene tulp4b). Bases 525 to 6239 code for a protein of 1904 amino acids. NCBI's taxonomy places the organism in Eukaryota, Metazoa, Chordata, Actinopteri, Cypriniformes, Danionidae. The record is from RefSeq and is a predicted model, not a curated record. The transcript has 16 exons. Gene Ontology annotation, molecular function: protein binding.
UAUAGAUGGCUUAUAUCAGUCUGGUUUGCCUCUGCACCGCAUUUUUGUGUAUACUAUCUGUAUGUGGUUGACAGUCACGUGAUCCAAAGCACCAUUCCGUCAGAGCGCGGGUUGCCUUCGAUUGCCAAAAAAUCCCCCAUUCUAGGUUUAUUUUGCGCCACAGCACAGCAUCCCUCUGCGUGACUUUAAUGUUCAGCGGGCGUAAAAACCACCGUGAGAAUCUGGCAACCAUUUAGACGCAUUGAGAGCGAGUUGGUAGAGAAAUGCUUGGACUACUGAAGGCUGGUUUUGUGUGGUGAGGGAAAACUGCAGCGGGCCUUGACAUUUGAUUAUUUUGUUGAAUAUAAAUAGGAUAGGCUGUAUUCCUCGUGCUGUGCUGUGGUCACAGACUAUAAUGGCCUGAUUUUAGACACACUCUUUCUUAAGACACAUCUGCAGUCAAGCAUUGCUCGGGUUUUACUGCACAUUUUUUGAAUAAGCAAGCAAAAUGGAGCACUCCUUCAAAGACGGGAUUCGGACUAAUAAUGUCCAGGGACUAUGAAGAGUCUGGUCAGUCUGUAGGGAUGUUGGCUGCGGUGGAGCAUGGUCCGGUCCUCUGCAGUGACUCCAACAUCCUCUGCCUCUCAUGGAAAGGACGGGUUCCUAAAAGUGAGAAGGAGAAGCCGGUGUGCAGGAGACGCUACUAUGAGGAAGGCUGGCUGGCCACCGGGAAUGCCAGAGGUGUUGUGGGAGUGACCUUCACGUCCAGUCACUGUAGGAGAGACAGAAACACCCCGCAGAGGAUCAACUUCAAUUUACGGGGUCACAACAGUGAGGUCGUCCUUGUUAGGUGGAAUGAACCGUUUCAGAAGCUGGCAACGUGUGAUAUGGAGGGAGGGAUUUUUGUGUGGAUCCAGUAUGAAGGAAGAUGGUCUGUAGAGCUGGUCAAUGACAGAGGUGCUCAGGUGAGUGACUUCACCUGGUCCCAUGAUGGCACACAGGCCUUAAUCGCCUACAGAGACGGUUUUGUCCUGGUGGGCUCAGUCAGCGGUCAGAGACACUGGUCAUCUGAGAUCAACCUGGAGAGUCAGAUCACCUGUGGAAUCUGGACCCCGGAUGACCAGCAGGUGCUUUUUGGAACGGCAGACGGGCAAGUGAUAGUGAUGGACUGCCACGGCCGUAUGCUUGCCCAUGUUCUGCUGCAUGAGUCAGAUGGCAUUGUCAGCAUGUCCUGGAACUGCCCGAACUUCCUGGUGGAGGACAGCACCGAGAGCGACACAGACUCUGAUGACCAGACGCCAGCUCACGUUCAAAAUCUGAAACCACUGCUCACCGUCAGCUUCAUAUCAGGAGAUAUCAGUUUGAUGAACAACUACGAUGACCUUUCACCUAACAUUAUUCGCUCAGGACUGAAAGAUGUGGAAGUGCAGUGGUGCUCUCAGGGAGAUCUGCUGGCAGUGGCCGGGAUGGAGAGACAUGGGCUGCCCACUGACUCUUUAAUGAGGAACGCCCUUGUCAAGUUUUACAAUGUCCAAGGAGAACAUAUAUACACUUUAGAAACUCCAGCCCAAAGGCCCAUCACCACUAUUUGCUGGGGUCACAGGGAUUCGCGGUUGUUUCUGGCAUGUGGACCAGCCCUGUAUGUGGUGCGUGUGGAGCACCGUGUGGCCAGCCUGCAGCUCCUGUGCCAGCAGGGCAUUGCCAGUGCUCUGAAAGAGGAGAGAGAUGUGGGAAAACUGAACAUGCCUUCUCUCCUCUGCUCCUACGUGACCACUGCAUUCAUUCCAACUAUCAAGCCCCCCAUUCCUGAUCCGAACAACAUUAGAGACUUUGUGAGCUAUCCCACAGCAGGGAAUGAACGAUUGCACUGCACUAUGAAGCGUUCAGAGGAAAACCCUGAGGCUGGAGGCCCCUGUUAUACCCUCUAUCUGGAACACCUCGGAGGUCUGGUGCCCAUUCUCAAGGGCCGUCGCAUCAGCAAACUGCGACCUGAGUUUGUCAUUAUGGACCCAAAAAUGGAUGGCAAAGCAGAUGAGGUCUGUGUAAAUGGCAUGAUCUCCUAUAUGACUGACAGCUGUAACUGCUCAGACUCAAGCGAUAUUGAGCUGAGUGAUGAGUGGGUUGGGCGGAAGUCGCCCAAACUUUCCAGAGGAAACAGGUCUCCUAAGCUUCCUAGGUACUCUAAACAUAUAAGAAUUAAUAUGGAAUCAAGGAAGUCUCCAAAACUUGCCCAAACAUCUCAAGAAAUGUCUAGGUCUCCUAGAUUACCAAAGAAGCCUCCACUUCGGUCUCCGAGUCUCACUCGAAGAGAGUUUCCGGUUGAUGGCUUUAGUGAGCAUAAUUACUUGGCCCAGGUCACCUCUAACAUCUGGGGAACAAAGUUUAAAAUAGUGGGUCUUGCCUCCUUUUUGCCAGCUAAUCUGGGAGCAGUUAUUUAUAAAACUAGUUUGCUGCACUUGCAACCUCGUCAGAUGACCAUCUAUUUACCUGAAGUACGUAAAAUUUCCCUGGACUUCAUGAGCCUGCCAGUUUUCAAUCCCAAUGUAUUCAGUGAGGAUGAAGAUGAUUUACCUGUUAUGGGACCUUCUGGAGUGUCAGCCGACAACCCUUCUUGCACAGUUAAUAUCCCCAUUGCCCCAAUUCACAGCCCUGCUCAAGCCAUGUCACCUACUCAGAGCAUAGGCCUUGUUCAGUCUCUACUAGCCAAUCAAAACAUACAGCUAGAUGUCCUUACUAAUCCCACUGCAACUGCAGCAGCGGCAACUGCAGCAGCGGCGGCAGCAGCAGCAGCAGCAACAGCAGCAGCAGCAACAGCAGCAGCGGCUAAUGCAACAGUAUCUGAGCACAGUCAGGACACUGUUACAGCACAGUACACUGUGCCAACCAGAUACUCAAACCCUGGACAGGUGAUAUUCAGUGGACUGGAAAUGAAUAACAUUUUGAGUGGAACUCUUCCUCCACCUCCACAUCAUCUGCCACAACCACCCCACCAACAACGUCAGCAACAACAAGACCAUCAACAGUCAAAACAUCAACAGCAAUUACAACCACAACAGCAUCAUCUGAAAUUGCAGCAUCAGUCACAGCAGCUGCAUCAACAGUCGCUGCAACAGCAACACAUGCAACAUCAGCAACAAUUGCAAACACCGCAACAUCAACAAAUGCAACAACAGCAUCAACAACAACUGCAACAGCAGCAUCAACAACAACUGCAACAGCAGCAUCAACAGCAACUGCAACAACAGCAUCAACAACAACUGCAACAACACCAUCAACAACAACAACUACAACAGCAGCAUCAACAACAACAACUACAACAGCAGCAUCAACAGCAACUGCAACUGCAACAACAGCAUCAACAAUUACAACAGCAACAUCAACAGCAUCAACAACUACAACAACAACAUCAACAACUGCAACAGCAGCAUCAACAGCAGUUGCAACAACACCAACAGCAGCUGCAUCAGCAGCAAAUGCAACAACAUCAACUGCAACACCAACAACAACAAAUUCAUCAACAACAGUUUCAACAGCAGCAGCAGCAACUGCAGAUUCAACAUGAGCAAAUGCAGCAGCAGCAACAACAGAUGCAACAGCAGCAGCAACAAAUUCGACAGCAAAUUCUGGAGAUGAGGCAGCAGCAGCAACAGCUUCAGCAGCAACAUCAACAAAUACAGAUGCAGCAUCAACAAAUGCAAAGACAACAUCAACAAAUGCAGCAGCAGCUUAAAAUGCAGAUGUCCCUCCAACCUUCACCUUCAGGCUAUGCUACUCUAUCCCUCCAUCAGUUACAGCUGAUGCCUCAAAUUCCUCAUCCGGACCAGCCACCAGAUAGAGGAGAACAAGUCCUCCCUCUAAAAGUUCCUUCACGACCACAGUCAUUCAUUGAAAUGGACACUCUUGAGAUCCAGUUGCGCAAGGUAAACCCUCCUCCACCUUAUCCCGGCACAGUGGUAUCCGCUGCAGCUGCUAUUCCCACUACAGCCCCUCCUGGUCUUCUUGUUAGCAAUGAGAAUGGCACUACAUUGUCAACAGAUACAUGUUUAACUAAGGACGAAUUCUCUCUUCACCCAAUUAGCCUACAAUACCCAACUCCAUUGGGUUAUGAAAGAAUCACCACAUUUGACAGCAGUGGAAAUGUCGAAGAGGUAUGUCGUCCAAGAAGACGCCUGUUAAGAAACCAAAAUGCUUAUGGGAUGCAGGGAAUGGGCAGCUCUGCUACACUGAAAGUAACUUCAUCUGAAAACAAGAAGGUCCAGUUGCCAUACAGCUCAGCAACUCUUAGUCGCCUCUCAGUGCCUAGAUAUUCCAUACCAAGUGGAGACCCACCACCAUAUCCAGACACAUCCAACCAGAUGAACACAAUUAGAAGUCCUACGCAAAGGAUUGACAGCAGUUUGAUUCAUGCCACUUUGCGUCGAGAUAGAAGGGAACCGUCUCUGAAGGUUUCUCAAAUGGUGGAUGCAGUGAGGACACUACCAACAAAAUCCAAAAUGAACGGUUCCCUCACGCUGUCUUAUCAGCCGAGAAUACCCUCCGCUUUGUACACAUGCACUCAGUGUAGUAGUAACAGCAGCAGCACUAGUGUAAGUGUCACUGGUGGUGGCACCAACAGCAGUGGAAUAGCUGGAGGAACAGUUGUGAGGCAAGACUUCCCACCGGGCAAAGGAGCCCAACACAGCACGAUAAUUGUGCACUCCAAAAGUGCCUCGCCAUUAGCAUCCCAGUCCUCCUAUAACCUCCUAAGUCCCACUGACAACAGUAGAGACAGAACUGUCUAUGUGAAUUCUGCCUUUACAGAAGAUGAGACAGUCAGUCAGCAGUGUCAUCUUGAAAAAUCAAUGCGCCAUUUAACCCUAGGGGAUGUCAACUUGACAGUCAAGCGACCUCCGCCUUAUCAAUGGGACUCCCCUGCAGCAGAACAACUCUGGAUACCUCAAGAGCAAAAUUUAUUGCCUGGACCUCCACCUCAUAAGCCACCGCCAUUUAUACUUAGCCAGCCACAGCACUUAGACAUGACCCGGCUACCUUUUGUUCUUUCAGCUAAGCAUACUCCCAGUCCCAAUUCUAUGACUCUUCCAUCACCCUAUCAGUUAUCUCUUUCACCCUACCCUUCGGUUGUGGGGCAUGGUGGACCUCCACUUCAGCCUUUGCAGAGUCCUGCACAAACUUGUGGCCCCAAUGACAUGGUGGCAUCAAGCCCUUUCAGCCAACAAGACUCAACUUUAGUCCUGCCCCCUGGUUAUCCCUCUAAUUUGACCAAUCUAGGUUGUUGUACUCUGCCACCAAUGUACCCAGGGACCAGUUCCUGCAACAACCUUCAGUUGCAUCCUAUGAGCUUGCACCCUUGGAGCACUUACAGCUCUUGUCCUCCCAUGCCAGACCAUUCUGCCACACUCCCCAGUAAGACUCAUCAGACCCUAGAGAAACCAGUUCUCUCUCCGCCUCCACCACCUCCACCUCCGCCACCACCACCUCCUCCACCUCCUCUCCCUCCUCCUCCUCCACCUGUUGAACACUUGAACCACCAGAGCACCUCAGAAGUGGUUGCUGAAUCUGGAGAAAGCUUUCAGGAUCAAUCCUCUCUCAAUGAGAGUCCACAGGGAGCAGAGAGGUUUAGCAAAAAGGGGCGUAAGAGGCUUGACAGUAGGGCAGAAGAGGCCAAUAUGUCUGGAGUCUCUGAAGGUAAAUCCAAAAAAGAGAGUCGCACACUCUCUGACUUCAAUUCCCUGAUCUCCAGCCCAAGACUCGGCAGCAGGGAAAAAAAGAAGCCUAAAGGGCAGAAGGAGCCCCUGAACAAGGCCAAGAAACUGAGCAGGACUUCCAAUGAGUUCCAGGACAGCUCAGAGAGUGAGCCUGAGCUGUUUAUUAGUGGUGAUGAGUUAAUGAACCAAAGCCAGAGCAGCAAGAAAGGUUGGAAGAGCAAGCGGAAUUUGCGCACAGCAAACGAGCUUGAGGAAAUAAAGUGUCGCAAAGCUAACGAGAGAGAGGAUCGCAGUCUUGGCAGCCAAGGAUUUGUUUAUGUCAUGGCCAACAAGCAGCCAUUGUGGAAUGAAGCCACCCAGGUUUACCAGCUCGACUUUGGAGGACGGGUAACGCAAGAAUCAGCCAAAAACUUUCAGAUUGAGCUUGAUGGUCGUCAGGUAAUGCAGUUUGGCAGAAUUGAUGGGAAUGCAUACAUCCUGGAUUUUCAGUAUCCAUUCUCAGCUGUACAGGCAUUUGCCGUAGCCUUGGCCAAUGUCACUCAGAGACUUAAAUAGAAAUCUUGUCCAUGAGAACAGAUGGGCUGAAAAAGAGAUUAUUGUUCAUCGCAGUUUGUGAGAAAUGUUACACUCUCUGCUGCCAUAACGUCCGUGCAAUGCCGGUUAGUAGCCGAGAGAUCGGGUCACUCUCAGGCAGAGCGUACACAAGUCGCACACAGGUGGUCCGACAAUAGAUUUAGUGCUUUUAAGUACCCUUUUGCUAACAGAGGUACAAACAGAUUUCUGAAAGAUGGUACACAUCUGAGAGAAAAAAGUGUUUGUGUAUUGAUGGAAUAUUAUUCAACUUACUUAUAUUGUUUUUUCAUGUAUUUCUUUGGUAUAUAAUGGUGUGGUUUAAAUGUAAAGGUAAUUACUAAAAACUGAGAUGGAUGUUAGGUUAUGGGAUUUGUUUUUGUUUUUUCUCUUGAUAACCCACCUCCUUUUAUUUUGUUUUUGAGAUUUAUAUGUGCCAAAUUUACAUUUCCUAUUUAUAAUCCUUGUAAAAUGAUGGAAUUUUAAAUAUUGUUUGUGGUCAGUAACUCAAUGAAAUCUAUCGAAAGGAAAAACAUCAACUUAUGUUUGAAUAUUUUCAUCCCAUGACUCACUUCCAUGAAGUGAAACCAGAGAUAAUAUAUUCCAGUAAAUUUUUCCCAAUUGUGCCACUGUAUAAUGAAUGCAUUUAUAUGGUUUAAGAAUCAAUUCAACAUUUUUCUUCACAAAAUGUCUUAGUUAUAUUGCAUUAUUUGCACACUGUGUUAUUGCAGUAUAUUGGUAUUGUCCUAUUUGAAUGAAUUUUGCUUUUUAAUCUUAACAGAAAUCAAAGUUUUUUAAUUACUUUCAGAUAUAUUGUCAUGUAAGUGACAUGACAAAAAAAGUGCUGUAGUUAGAUGUACUGAAAAUGUACUCAUAUCAUCCAUGACACUUUAGCACGAAAUAUAUAGUAUGCAUUAAGCAUUUAGCCAAAAAUGUCUUAUAUCAAUAUAUAAAUUAACACACUGUAUAUUAUGCAAUGAAUGGAAUCUAAUUGAAACAUGAAAGCUGAUAUGAUAUGUGGUUUUCUGCAUUCCUUUGUUAAAUGGUCAACCCCAAUUACAUAGUUUGAUUUACAUAAAGGGGCAUAUUUUAUUAUAUUCAGUCAUACUGGUUACAUAUUUAUUUUUCGGUAUUGAUAUUUAAUAAAUCUGCAUCAAUAUUUGAUAUUUGUUGCAAUGAAUCAUCAAAUUGAUUUGUCUGUUGUUGCCUAGUUUCUGACGUUUUCCAGUAAUUUCAUCAGUUUUAAGCCAAACAGUGGUUCAGAGUCGGGUAGUGUUGAUAUGGUUGAUGUUUUAAGCACUUCUUGAUUAUUCUUGAUGUUGUAUGCUUUGAUGAUUUGCAGUUGCAGUUAUUUCUAGCCACUUUGUACUGGGUUAUUCGGGCCCAGUUUAAAUUAUGUGGAAUGUGAGGCUUUAACUGUGCUUUAUUGCUUAAUUAUUCUGAUGUACAUUUGCAAAGUGUAAUUCAAGGGUGUCUUGGAAAAGCAUUAGAAUGUCUGUGCCGAGUAGGUUUUAAGUCACUAAAUAAAAUCAAAUUAGUUUGAUGAAA